Messenger RNA from Notothenia coriiceps (black rockcod), 2315 nucleotides. RefSeq names its product ADP-ribosyl cyclase/cyclic ADP-ribose hydrolase 1-like. Gene Ontology annotation, cellular component: plasma membrane. Bases 225 to 1097 code for a protein of 290 amino acids. The transcript is spliced from 10 exons. Lineage: Eukaryota; Metazoa; Chordata; Actinopteri; Perciformes; Nototheniidae. Gene Ontology annotation, biological process: positive regulation of B cell proliferation. Gene Ontology annotation, molecular function: phosphorus-oxygen lyase activity; NAD+ nucleosidase activity, cyclic ADP-ribose generating. The record is from RefSeq and is a predicted model, not a curated record.
AAAAACAUGUAAUCUGUCCUGAAUGGACAUCUCCGAGGGUAUGUGAGACAUUAGCCCUGGCCUGACGUUACACAUCAGAUCACUCUGUUACGGGAAUUUCUGCAAAGAUUUGUCUUGGGCGAGCUUUUACCAUCCCAACCACGAAGCCGCGUGUUCCGAUUUAAUCUUCCGCAUCGGAAAUGUGGAUUAAGGCAUGUGCAAACACAAACUGAAGACCCAACACCAUGAGCUCCUUUACAAUAUCUGCAGCCGUUUUAAUGAUCAGCAGUUCAUGGGUCAUUAUGUUUCUACUCUGCUCCGUUCCACUGAAAGCCCAGCUGGGGACUACCCCCAACAUUAAACACAUCGUGGUGGGACGGUGUUUCAAUUACAUCACACUAGUUAACCCCACUCUAAGGUUGGACUGUGAGGAGAUCUGGAGACAGUUUGAGGAGGCGGUUGUCCGUCAGUCCUCUUGUAAUGUCACUGUGGAGGAUUAUAAUCACAUGUUCUAUGCAAUGGCACAAACCUGGCCCUGCGAUAGGUUCCUCUUCUGGAGUAAAACCAGGACACUGAUGCACAUCUACGCAGCUGUUGUCCCUCACUACUGGACCCUGGAGGACACGCUGGUUGGCUACAUGUUCAAUGACCUGAUCUGGUGUGGACAAGAGGAAGACUCCGGUUUUGAUUUCAGUUCUUGUCCGGAGUGGUCGGCCUGUAGGAAUCAUCCAGUGUAUUCCUUGUGGAGGCAAGCCUCACAAAAUUUUGCAGAAAUGGCAUGUGGAAACAUCACCGUGUUACUGAAUGGGUCUAUUGUCAACGCGUUCAGUAGGAAAAGCAUGUUUGGGAGUGUUGAACUGGAUAGUCUGAACGCAUGCCGGGUGGAUUACGUUAACAUAAAAGUGGUGACCAAUCUAGAUGGACCUUUUAUAGAGUCAUGUAGUGAAGGAUCCAUUGUAGACCUGAUCCAGAUCCUCCAGUCCAGAGGGUUCCGCUGGACUUGCACAGACAACGAGGAGACCCUGAUGAUCCUUCAGUGUAUCAAGAACCCCAAACAAGCCUCCUGCCAAACAUGUGCGAACAGCCUCUCGCGGAUAAAGAGCCUCACAUUAACCUGACCCCAGAGAGUCAGCAUGUAUUAUGAUAUUGUUAAAUGUUAAAGAUUGACUGUUCUCUUACUUCCAUUCACUUUUCAUUGAUCCCAUUUGAUUAGGAGAUGACAUCAGCAAAACUGAAAAACAGCACUCAAGCUAAAUAUCAGCCAACAUGAUAAUGCCCUCAAUGUGGGAUAUUGUUACCUUCAAUCAGAGGAACAGUAGAAGAUGUACUCAAAUAUUAACUUAAGUAAAAGCAGCAAUACUAGAGUGUAAAAUUACUCAACUACGAGUACAAAUCUAGAGUAUUAGCAUCAAAAUAUACUUAAUGCACCAAAAGUACAAUUCAUAGUUAUGCAGAAAGGUCCUUUUAGGCAACAUAUAUUUGUAUUUGUUAUAUUAUAAUUAUUGAUUCAAUAAUAUCAGUAUUAAGUCAACUUGGUAAAGAAGGGGGUAAUUUUAAUUACUUUAUAGUAUUCUGUAUAGCUAAACCUAUAAUAAUAUAUGAUAAUUAAAUAGGGUAUUUAUAUGUUGUAUUGAUAAACUAAAUCAGGACAGUAACUUAUAAAUAAUAAUAAAUGUAGUGGAGUAAAAGUAGCAUAAAAUGAAAAUACUCAAGUAAAGUACAAAUAACUACAUUUUGUACCCGACUGUAUGCAGUUACAUUUUGCCUUGAGCCUGAAAACUGUUUAUCAUGUCAUGUCAUGCAAUGUGUGUCAUGCUAUCUGUGUUUAUGGGAUCAAAGGUCACUAAGGCCACACUGCCCUCUUAACCUGAGUUGCAAGUAUUUAGAUUACUUUGUUAAAUUUGAGCUGAACCACCUGUCUCGGACACACCUAAAUGCAGAUUGCAACAGGUAGAGAUUUGCUCUUUUAGAUUUCUCAUUAGUUAAAUCCUGUUUGGUUCUGUCAAAACAUGCAUUUCCAUGGCUGAUUUUAACUUUAGCCAAUAACAUUCUCAUCACUAUCAGUGAGUAGCAAAACAAAUAGUUUGAUUCAAUUCAAGUAUCAUAUUCAACCUUUUGCUUAAAAAAAACAAAUGCAAAUGCAUUAGCAUCAUACGUAAUAUACUCAUCAUAACAAAGUAAAGUUGGUCAUUAUGCAGCAUUUUGCAUUUAGAAUAAUGUAUAUUAUAUCACUGGAUAAUAAUUAUAAAUGAAUUAAUGUGUAAAUCAAUUGCUGUUGCUAAAAUAUCUUUUUUUGUACUUGUAGAUGUACUGCUCGGUAGCUUGUGAUCUCCCCU